AUGUCUUCAGAAGUGACAAGACCACAGGCUUACCAUUCGCAGCAAGAGGGCACAUCGAAGCCCAGGAAGAAUAAAGCUCCGAACAAUCCUUUGGUCCGAGGUAUUUUCCUGUUCUGCACAGAAUGGCAGGCUCGUGGCAAUGGCAUUGGCAGUGGCAGUGGCAGGUGCACCGCAGACAACAGGGAUGGCUCGACAUGGAUUCCAGCUGCGAAGGAGGAUGGCGAGCAAGAGGCAUCAUUACCAGCGGCUCUCACCACGCUGGCUGCCGCGGAUAUGCCAAGGCGGUAUACGCUCUACCCGCCGCUCCUCCUUCUUCCGCCCAACUUCCCGACGCAGAAUCCGCAGUGGACGGCGUUCUAUCAUGCACUCAGUGAGGUUGACAGGGUGGAACUCUUCCGAUGCAUCGCUGAAAAGGGGUUCAAGGGCAUGGGUGUCUCGCGGGUCGCAAUCAAUGCGCCUAUUGCGGCCGAGGUCGAUAAAGACCAAGACGGCGCUGACGGUGUCGGCGAUGUCAAAGAGCCUGUAGACGUCACGGUGCAGGAUCCUACGGCCAAGGAACAAAACGUUCUUCGCUGUCCUUCAGGUCUGGUCCCGGUGUACGGUGACUGGGGUGCCAUGCCCGACGCCACCCAGCAUCGAGACAGGAUACUACACCCGACGGCUAAGGAUUUCGACGAGGCUUUCUGGACAUCCACGUCACAGCACCAAGGGAUUUUGCAGUGUUGGGCGCCAUUAUACACAAUGUUCAGUCGGGGGAAUAUCUCUGAGAAAGCACGGAUCCUGGGACUGCAGUCACAUUUCCCCGGCCUGGGUCAGUCUGAGUUGCAUCAGCCGGUUGGCGACGUCGAUGUGGUCGAUUUCUACGUUGGCAUUGGCUAUUUCGCAUCGUGUUAUCUUGCUCGAGGCGUGCGACGAGUUUACGGGUUCGACCUCAAUCCAUGGAGUAUCGAAGGGCUGCGGCGGGGCUGUGAGAGGAACGGAUGGAGGUGCUUGAUCGUCAGAAUCGGUGAGGCAGGGACUCUGCAAGGACAGGGAGCCAUCAGGGAACUGGUGGAGGAGAUUGAAAGAGGCGACCAAACAGGUAAUCCGGAAGGAGUCGUCAGAUGCGUGGCCUUCCUGGGAAAUAACAAAUGGGCGUGGAAGGUCCUCGAGGAGAUGCGACACGGAUAUGGACGUGUUGACAAGGACAAGAGGAAGACGGGACUGCGGUUGAAUGUCAGACAUGCGAAUCUUGGACUCCUUCCCUCUUCAACAGCCAGUUGGCCGGAUGGCGUCAAGGUGGUAACGGGUUUGAACGAAGAUGCAUCAGGCGGAUGGUUGCACGUCCAUGAGAACGUCGAUGUCCAGCAGAUCAAGGCAAUGGAAGGGAAAAUUGUGAGAGAAAUUGAUGUACUGGUACAGCGAGAAGCUCCAUAUCCUUACGCAGUUUCUGGUGCACAUGUUGAGCAAGUCAAGACGUAUGCGCCUGGCGUUAUGCAUUGUGUGUUUGACAUCGAGAUCAAACCCAAUGGCUGA
Messenger RNA from Fonsecaea erecta, 1515 nucleotides. RefSeq lists its product as hypothetical. The coding region runs from base 1 to 1515 and encodes 504 amino acids. Gene Ontology annotation, cellular component: cytoplasm. The transcript has a single exon. Gene Ontology annotation, biological process: wybutosine biosynthetic process; tRNA methylation. Gene Ontology annotation, molecular function: tRNA methyltransferase activity; S-adenosylmethionine-dependent methyltransferase activity. The record is from RefSeq and is a predicted model, not a curated record. Lineage: Eukaryota; Fungi; Ascomycota; Eurotiomycetes; Chaetothyriales; Herpotrichiellaceae.